CAUGAAAUUUUAGAGUCCCAAAGUGUUAGACCAUUUUCUAUCCAUUUUAGAUGUAGACAUCGAUGCACGUGUCAUAUUUUUCAUAGAAAUCCCAUGUUUCAUGUACAGUUUUUUUUUUUUUUUCUUUGAGCAUCACGGAAAUUUGUGUAUUUGCUGUCAUGUAAACAUUAUCCUUUAAAAAAAGUAACCAACCUGAUCCAUGUAUUCUUUUAUGCAUAUCAGCAUGUGAAGUUUCUUUUUAUUUUUUCUCGGUGUUAUAUAAAUCUAAAUCUUCUUCAGGUUUCAACAUUUGUUUUUUGGGGUAGUUUCUGAAACUUGAUUCCAUUAGUUGGCAAAUUUCCUGUUUUUCUUCUUUCUUCUGCUUCCAAGAAUUGGAAUAUCACAAAUGGGUGAAGGUCAUCUGAAUGGAAUGUUUCAAGCUCCAGGUUUUGUUGUGAACAAGGAUAAACAUGAUCAGAAACAUGGUGAUCAUCGCUGGAUGAACAUGGAAGAUGAUGAUAUUAACAAUAUUGAUGAUGAUGUAACUGCAACUUCUGAAUCGUCACUGGGGGAAUAUUCAAGAAGUUCUCAGGGAUCAAUUUCUUCUUCAUCAGACUUGGUAGAUGAUGCAUCUUCAUCAACUUCAAAUUCUUCCACCAAUUGUAAUGGACCUUUAUAUGAAUUGUCAGAGCUCAUGGCCCAACUUCCCAUCAAGAGAGGACUUUCCAAGUAUUUCCAAGGCAAAUCUCAGUCGUUUACAUCCCUUUCAAGUGUAAAAAGCAUAGAAGAACUUGCGAAGAAAGAAACUCCUUACAGAAAGAAAAUGAAGGCGUGUAAAAGCUAUGGGGGUGGGUUGGAUACCCACAAAUUGUACACUCUUCCAAGGGCCACCAUCUCAAAGAAAGUCUCGAGAAAUUCUAUGUCAUCCUUAUCUUUUCCAGGCAGAAGAAGUAGUUUUUUAGGCGGCAGGCCUCCUCUAAUUCCCGUACAAAAGAAGUUUUGAUCUGUACAUAGGGACUUUAUCAAGUUGCAUAAUUCACGGCAACACUGUGAUGAUCAAAUCUAUGGCCAAAACUCUAUUUUACUAAAUCUUUUUUAUGGAAAAGGCCAGAAGGCAAAAUUCCAAUUUGUGGCUGCCAAAUUUUGUUAUUUUUUUAUCCUUAACUCUAAUACAUGAAGUUUAACAUAUAAAAUGUGUGUUUUUACUUUGUUAUUUUUU
Molecule: messenger RNA, 1198 nt
Organism: Durio zibethinus
Lineage: Eukaryota; Viridiplantae; Streptophyta; Magnoliopsida; Malvales; Malvaceae
Source: RefSeq, a predicted model, not a curated record